Molecule: messenger RNA, 1947 nt
Organism: Ochlerotatus camptorhynchus
Lineage: Eukaryota; Metazoa; Arthropoda; Insecta; Diptera; Culicidae
Product: probable tRNA (uracil-O(2)-)-methyltransferase
Exons: 2
Coding region: 59-1933 (624 amino acids)
Biological process (GO): tRNA methylation
Molecular function (GO): metal ion binding; tRNA (uridine) methyltransferase activity
Source: RefSeq, a predicted model, not a curated record
UCAAAAAGAUCUUCCAAAUUCAUAAAUCAGUUUAAGUGCAAUAAGCCGAAGUAAAGCUAUGUUCAACAAGAUCAUCAUCUCGCAGCAAGUUCCGGGAAUAAACCUGGAGUAUCUUUUCCGGGCUGCCGGUAUCUAUCUGUACAAGCCGCACGUCGUGAACCGGAAGCUGUUCGGAGCCAGCAAUCUUCACACGUUUUCCUACAACCAAUCGGAUCGAGGUUUGGAUAUUGAGAAGUUACUACAGGAAAUCAAGGAUGAACCAGUGGGACCGGAGAAAGCUGAAAAUUUCCCAAUAAAACAUGUAUGUGAGAGAUACGACUUACACGUCCAAAAAGUCGAAGAUUUCGAUUUGAACAGGUUGAAGUUUAACGAACAAAGACAUCGUAGUGGAUAUGUGGUGCUGAACAGGUUUCUUCCGAGAAAUUUAACCGUAUUCAACCCCCUGGAUGUGCUGGCCAUUAUAGAUUUCGAAUCACAGUCCAUGUCAUUCGUGUGCCUUCAGGAUGUGGAGAACAAUCUAACUCCUAAAUUUGCCUUCUCCAUUCAGUUGGAAGAUCAUAAUCUUUCAAUUAAAAGCUCUGACGAUCCAAAACAGGACGAGAAGUCGUCCAUAUGGCUCAAGGAUGUCCUCUUUCAACGACUUCUGAAAUGGAUCGACAACAACGUACAGGAAGCAACGAAGUCUUCCAGCAAAGGCGAGAUCGUGUCACUGUCGUUGAUCAACGAUUUGGAACAGUACAAUCGCUUCUAUAGCGAACUGAAAGCCAAGUACGGAACGGAGAUGGUUAGGAUUUGGCCGGAGACGACCGAUCCGAAAAAGUACGUAUAUGAGGAUGUGGCGAUUGCCACCUAUAUGUUGCUUCUGUGGAAACAGGAACGAGAAGAAAGCGGUUCCGAUCGGUUGCAAUCGUUCGUCGACAUCGGCUGUGGCAAUGGGUUGCUGGUGUACAUUCUGGCUUCCGAAGGACACGACGGAUUGGGGAUCGAUUUGCGGAAGAGAAAGAUUUGGGACCUCUUUCCGGCGAAUGUGAAGCUGAGGGAGCAAUCGAUUGUACCGUCGGAUGAUGCGCUAUUUCCGGAAAUCGAUUGGAUUAUAGGAAAUCACUCGGAUGAACUGUCGCCGUGGAUUCCGGUUCUGGCAGCGAGAAGUGCCUACCGAUGUCGGUUCUUUCUGCUGCCGUGCUGUGCCUUUGAGUUCGAUGGGACUAAGUUUCAGCGGCAAAAUUCCAGCGUAAGCCAGUACAACGAUUUUUUGCGUUACGUUGGGGAGAUUUCCGAGGUAUGUGGUUUUGAAACGGCCGUUGAUAGGUUGAAGAUUCCAAGUACGAAGAGGACUUGCUUGGUAGGCUCGACAAGGACGUACAGGGAGGAGCAGUUUGAAGAAUAUUGCAGCAGAAUUCAAUCGUUCAUAGAUUCAAGAACUUCCGGUGCUAGGAAAGAGAGUGAUGCGAAUUGGUCCGAGGGUUUCCGACCGCGGGACAGUGUGGAAAAGGUGAGGAAUUGCACCAAAAUAGAACGGAGCAUAAUUGACGACAUAGUGCGCAUUGUGUUCGAUGCUUUGAUUGCGAAGAAACGAAUGGCCAGUGAGUUUCCCGGGAGAAAUUGGAACGCUGGAGGUAGGAUCGGUAUUGGUGAUCUGAUAAAGUUGAUUCCUCAGGAUAAAUUGAACAGCCUGAAAUCGGAAUGCGGUGGACUGCAGACGUUGUUGAAGAACAAUUACCAGAUAUUUCAGGUACUGGAGGGUUCUGUCCAGCUGCGGAUUCCAACCCGAGAGGGACAGAGCAGCAGAAGUUCGGAAGAGCUGAAAAGGAAGCCGAAGAAACAGAAGAAUCCUAGAAUAGUGAACCUGAAGGAGAAGCCUUGCUGGUUCUAUGGUAAUCAUCCAGAUGGGUGUCCGUUUGAAGAGGAGGAAUGUAAAUUCAAACAUCCAUAGAAAAUGGUUUAUGU